Molecule: messenger RNA, 1325 nt
Organism: Panicum hallii
Lineage: Eukaryota; Viridiplantae; Streptophyta; Magnoliopsida; Poales; Poaceae
Product: peroxidase 7-like
Exons: 2
Coding region: 53-1138 (361 amino acids)
Biological process (GO): hydrogen peroxide catabolic process; response to oxidative stress
Molecular function (GO): peroxidase activity; heme binding
Source: RefSeq, a predicted model, not a curated record
AGAAGCUCCAACCCCCGAUCGAGCUCCACCCCCUGACGAUCGACCGAGCACGAUGAGGACGCCGGCGGCGGCUGUCUCCCCGUUCCUCGCCCUCUCGGCGUUGCUCCUCCUCGUUGUCACCUCGGUGGCGGAGAAGGGCUACGGCGGUGGCGACGCCCCGGCAGGGGCUAACGGCUACGGCGGCCGCGACGACGCUUCGCCAGGGCCGAAGGGCGACGGCGGCUACCAGGUGCCGGCGUACCAGAAGGCCGUGGACGGCCUCGACGCCGGGUACUACCGCAAGUCGUGCCCGGACAUGGAGGGCAUCGUCCAGAAGGCCGUGAGGAAGGCCCUCCGCGACGACUACACCCUCGCCGCCAGCCUCAUCCGCCUCUUUUUCCACGACUUCGCCGUCAGGGGCACCGACGCGUCCGUUCUGAUCGACGUGCCCCACCAGAGCGAGAGGUACGCGUACGCGAGCAGGACGCUGCGCGGCUUCGACCUGAUCGAGGAGAUCAAGAAGGAGCUUGAGGCCAAGUGCCACGCGACCGUCUCGUGCGCCGACAUCCUCACGGCCGCCGCCCGCGACGCCGCCACCGCGGUCGGGGUCCCCUACUGGUCGCUCAAGUACGGGCGCAAGGACGGCAAGGACUCCAUCGCCGACGAGGCCGACCGCCUCGUGCCCAUGGGCGGCCAGAGCGUCACCGACCUCAUCAGGUUCUUCGAGUCCAACGGCCUCACCAUCAAGGACCUCGUCGUCCUCUCCGGGGCCCACACGAUCGGGCGCGCGACGUGCGGCGCGGUGAGGCCGGGGCUGUGCAAGCGCGCCGGCACGCUGGAGCGCCAGUACGGCGACUUCCUGCGGCGCAAGUGCGGCGCCGGCGGCGACGGCGAGUACAUGGAGCUCGACGGCGAGACGCCCACGAAGUUCGACAACCAGUACUACAAGAACCUGAUGCGCAGGAGGGCCGUGCUGGACACGGACCAGAAGAUGCUCCCGGACUCCCGGACAGGGGGCUACGUCAGGGCGUUCGCCAGCCAGCCGUCCCAGAUGUUCGUCCACGAGUUCGCCCAGUCCAUGCGCAGGCUCGGCGAGGCGCAGGUGCUCACCGGCAACGAGGGCGAGGUCCGCCGCAAGUGCUCCGCCGUCAACUACUGAUCGACCCGUGGCCCGUGGGGGAUGAGGAGAUUAGGGGAUCGGACGUGUUGGAAUUUCUUGGCCCUCCGGUUUCCGUUUUGGUUUCUUGUUUUUUUUUCCGUUCCAGUUUCUUCUGGUUUAUCCUUUUGAUCUGCUGUUAUUUCUGUAAGCUCCUACUCGUAUAUAUUGUAUAACACAUUACUGCUCA